AUGCAAGUAGCUAUGCCCGUGAGUUUAGUAGAUUCUUGUCUGGGUGUGCAAGAACUCUUGGUACUUGUGUAUUCAUGUGUUUGGCAGUCUUUACUUCCGUUGUACGAAUUAGCUCGCUUCUUUUCUUUCCCUUUUCAGUCAUCAAGCUAUCAAGCAGCACACACACACACACACACACGCACACGCACACACGUACACACGCAGCAAACCCACCUCUUAAAUAUGCUGAGCCCUACAGAACCAUUAGGCUCUGGAAAGGCCCACACGGAGGUUGUUACCGAUGAGGGUGAGGGAUACGGCGCGAUGUCAGCGGCAGACGAGAAAAGUCAUCACAAGAAUGGUGACACUCCGACAACAGACUCCAAAUUCAUGCAAUGUAUAAAUGCAAUCAUUCCCCAUGGUGGUGCCCUUUCGACAACGUUUAACCUUGGGAGUGCCACAUUGGGGGCUGGAGUCAUAAGUCUCGCUAUCGCUUUUCAGAUGAGUGGUGUGAUCCCAUCAAUCCUCAUUCUAAUUACUGUAACUGUGUUGACUAUAUACUCCGUUGGGCUGAUGAUGCAGGCAGUAGAAAUGACAGGGUACAACUCAUACACGGAUCUCUCGAGGAACCUUUUUGGACCCGGGUGGGAUUACUUCACUAUAUCGGUCUCGUGGUUGUUCACCUUUGGGACGUGCGUGAGUUAUGUAAUUGCUACCGGUUACCUUGUCGGCUCUGUUGCUUCUGGGUGCACUACAUUGGAGUUCUUUCAGGGAAAGACGGGCAAUCGCGUGAUCACGUCUAUCAUAUGGUUUGUUGGAAUGUUUUCACUCUCGUUACCCAAGGAAAUCAACUCACUACGUUACGCUUCCGCUAUCGCUGUGCUAUUCGUUUUUUAUUUUGUCAUCUGCAUUGUUGUGCACUCCGCGAAAAAUGGAUUAAAGGAUGGGAAACUUCCCGAGGAUGUUGAGAUGUUUAAAUCUGGGAACAGGGCGAUUGAGGGAUUGUCAAUCUUCAUGUUUUCAUACCUGUGCCAUAUGAACUGUUUUUCCAUUUACUCGGAGAUGCGCAAACCGAGCGCAAGGCGCAUGACACUCCACACAACGUAUUCCAUGAGUAUGUGUUGUGUGGUGUACAUCAUUGCGGGUUUCUUCGGUUAUACGGAUGUUGGGAACAAAUCUGUAGAAACUGUCUUUGAGAUUUAUGACGUGAAGGGUGACGUGAUGAUGGCAAUUGCGUUUGCGGGCAUGUUGCUGAAGAUCUGUGUUGGGUUUUCACUAUGCAUGCAACCAGCCCGUGAUUGCUGCUAUUACAUCAUUGGGUGGGAUUUGAACACACUUGAAACAUGGAAGAACUGCCUGUUUUGCGGUUGCAUGGCUCUAUGCGCUCUGCUCCUUGGCCUCUUCAUUCCCGACCUGAAUACCGUAUUUGGUCUUUUGGGAAGUUUCUGCGGUGGUGUCCUUGGUUUCUGCAUUCCCGCAUUGUACCGGAUGUACUGUGGUAACUGGGGCAUUUCUCAGGUGGGUGUGGUAAAUUACGUGUGUACGUACCUCCUCCUUAUAUCGGGAGUGAUCGCUGUGGUGUUUGGUACGGCUGCCUCAAUCUACAAUGUGGCUGUGUAA
Trypanosoma brucei brucei TREU927 is the source of this 1599-nucleotide messenger RNA. RefSeq names its product amino acid transporter, putative. NCBI's taxonomy places the organism in Eukaryota, Euglenozoa, Kinetoplastea, Trypanosomatida, Trypanosomatidae. The transcript has a single exon. The record is from RefSeq and is a predicted model, not a curated record. Bases 1 to 1599 code for a protein of 532 amino acids. Gene Ontology annotation, molecular function: amino acid transmembrane transporter activity. Gene Ontology annotation, biological process: amino acid transmembrane transport.